GUGCUCCUUCAAUCGUUCCCUCUUCUCCGGCUCCCGGGCCGAGAUUUCUCGAUUCAUUUGGGACCGGGGAAAGCUUCGGAGUUAGCAUGCUGCGCACCCUGUGCCAUAUCGAACGUUUUCUUCAAAAGGAAGCUGUGCUUGCUCGGACUCAAGUUCGUCUAUUCCGGAGCGAUCUUCCUCGGUUUCGGAAACCUCGAUGGAUGCCACGCGCUCCCUCAAAGCUCUUCGAAUUGCCGAAACAUCCCGUAAUCAGUGAAGAGGAAAAACUGCAGUACGAGGCACUUGUCAAGAACUACGAUGCGGAAAUCCGUGCUAUUCAGAACUUCUUCCGGGACGAGCAGGCUCGAACCGAGGCAGAGAAAGGCAAGUUCUCUGAGACAACGAUACACGAAGAGGAGAUUUUCGAAGCGCAGCUGAAAGCUGUCGAGCAGGAGAACAUGGAAAUCGCCGAGAGAAGAAAGAUCGAGCAUGAGAAAGCGUUCCACGAAAGGAUGGCCUUGCUGCUGGAAGAGAAGAGGGUAGCCGAAGAGAACGAGCAGCGGCGAAUCGAAGAAGCUCGCCAGCUCCUCAGCAAGGAAAUGGAGAACUUCAAAAACAUCACCCUAGAGACAUUGGACGAAGCCAUAGAGAGAGCUCUCGACAACCAGUCAACAUACGACUUCGCCCUUUCAGCCACCGGGGAAAUUCUUCGGCCGAAAUCGGAAAAGCGCGCAGGGUAGGAAAUAGCCAGUGGUGUAGAUUUUGGUUGCAAGAAUAAAAAAUUGAGCUACCGUGAGAA
Galendromus occidentalis (western predatory mite) is the source of this 778-nucleotide messenger RNA. It is a transcript of the gene mRpS26, whose product is annotated as mitochondrial ribosomal protein S26. The record is from RefSeq and is a predicted model, not a curated record. The coding region runs from base 87 to 719 and encodes 210 amino acids. NCBI's taxonomy places the organism in Eukaryota, Metazoa, Arthropoda, Arachnida, Mesostigmata, Phytoseiidae. Gene Ontology annotation, cellular component: mitochondrial small ribosomal subunit. The transcript is spliced from 4 exons.